Monopterus albus (swamp eel) is the source of this 2155-nucleotide messenger RNA. RefSeq names its product arrestin red cell. Bases 359 to 1603 code for a protein of 414 amino acids. NCBI's taxonomy places the organism in Eukaryota, Metazoa, Chordata, Actinopteri, Synbranchiformes, Synbranchidae. Gene Ontology annotation, molecular function: angiotensin receptor binding. The record is from RefSeq and is a predicted model, not a curated record. Gene Ontology annotation, biological process: signal transduction; G protein-coupled receptor internalization; positive regulation of ERK1 and ERK2 cascade. Gene Ontology annotation, cellular component: cytoplasm. The transcript has 17 exons.
AGUCACUCAUCGCUAACAGUGAAUCAUCUUGUCUCUUUAACAUUAAGUGCUUCGUGUUGUCAUGUUGCUGGAGACUGCGUUUGCGCAACAUGAUCUGCAGCCACUGCACAACACACACACAUACAUACAUACAUACACAUACAUACACACACACACACACACGAUCUUGUCUUUGCGGAAGCUAGUGGAGCCUAGGCGGCGCUAAAUUAAAUUAGCAUACUAACUAGUUAGUUGUGCGCCGAGGGGGAUGGACGGGUGAACGGAGCUGUGUGCAGUAAUACACAUUCUCUGAAGUCAAGACACCACCGACUCCAGCCUCAUUUUGUCGGGAUCUUCCUGUCGUCUGCCUGCCGAGGAGAUGGGGGACAAGGCGGGCACCAGAGUUUUUAAGAAGUCCAGCCCCAACUGUAAGGUAACAGUUUAUCUGGGAAAGAGAGACUUUGUGGACCACUUGGACCACGUGGACCCAGUAGAUGGAGUGAUCCUCGUCGACCCCGAGUAUCUGAAGGACAGGAAAGUCUUCGUCACGCUGACCUGUGCGUUUCGAUACGGCCGCGAGGACCUGGACGUGCUGGGUCUGUCCUUCAGGAAGGAUCUCUACAUCUCCACCUUCCAGGCCUUCCCUCCGGUGCCUGAGGAGCGGAAACCCAACAGCCGGCUGCAGGAGAGGCUGCUGAAGAAACUGGGCCAGCAUGCACACCCCUUCUACUUCACUAUUCCUCAGAACCUGCCCUGUUCGGUCACUUUACAGCCCGGCCCAGAGGACACUGGAAAGGCCUGCGGUGUUGACUUUGAGAUCAGAGCUUUCUGUGCCAAGUCAAUAGAAGAGAAGAUUCACAAGAGGAACUCGGUGCGUCUGGUGAUCAGGAAGGUUCAGUAUGCACCAGAAAAACCUGGUCCUCAGCCAAUGGUGGAGACGACCCGCAGCUUCCUGAUGUCUGACAGGUCCCUGCACCUGGAGGCCUCUCUGGACAAGGAGCUGUAUUACCACGGAGAGCCCAUCAGCGUCAACGUGCACGUCACCAACAACUCCACCAAGACCGUCAAGAGAGUGAAGAUCUCCGUGCGCCAGUAUGCAGACAUCUGCCUGUUCAGUACUGCCCAGUAUAAAUGUCCAGUGGCCCAGCUUGAGGCAGAUGAUCAGGUGUCGUCCAGCUCCACCUUCUGUAAGGUGUACACUCUGACCCCGACGCUUGACAAGAAUAGAGAGAAGAGAGGACUCGCCCUGGAUGGAAAACUGAAACAUGAAGACACCAACCUGGCCUCCUCCACCAUUGUGAAGGACGUUACCAACAAAGAGGUUCUGGGGAUCCUGGUGUCCUACAGAGUCAAAGUGAAGCUGGUGGUCUCACGUGGAGGGCUGCUGCGAGGCAUGUUGGAGAGGGACGUGUCAGUGGAGCUGCCCUUCAUCCUAAUGCAUCCCAAACCUGUGGAGCCGCCGGUGUCCCGCCCACAGUCAGCUGUGCCAGAGACGGACCCCCCCAUCGACACCAAUUUAAUAGAAUUCGACACAAACAUCUCCCAGGACGACGACUUCGUCUUCGAGGACUUUGCCCGGCUGCGGCUCAAAGGCAUGGUGGACGACAAGGAUGAAGACUGCUAGGAGCUCACUUCAGAACCACCACACACACCCCCACAAACACACACCUACACUCUUCACAUUACAUUCCCCAGUGGAGGAGGCGGAUUAGGGCAUGUCAUGACGGGGGCCUCGCAGAGGCUCGGGGGGGUUCUUCCUCUCUUUCUUCCACCAUUUGUCACGUUGCCGCCAUUUUUUGCCACUGUCUUUUCUGUUUCUCCUUUUGCUGAAGGUUGAAAAACUGUCAAUGUUAACUGUAGCACAUGUUUUCAAUCUGGAUCGAAAUCUCUGCUGUUUGUUUCUUUGUAGUCAAGCUUGGUUUGAUUAGAAAAAGAUGUGCAGGAAGCCGACGAGUGGCAGAAUCAGCAGUGCUUGUUCUCCUUUAUUUUGAAAUGGUUUUGGAUGUCGACCGUUUCCUGCAGCAACGAUCACAGUCUUGUACAAACAGAAUAUACAUUUGAAAUAUAGAAAAAAAACUUCUGUAAGCAUUUGAGAUCUGUGUUCAGUGGUGAUCACUGUAUUUCUUGAAGUAAAUGCUGUAGAUGCUUUUUACAUCGUGGCUGCAAAGGGAAGAAA